Molecule: messenger RNA, 366 nt
Organism: Penicillium paradoxum
Lineage: Eukaryota; Fungi; Ascomycota; Eurotiomycetes; Eurotiales; Aspergillaceae
Exons: 1
Coding region: 1-366 (121 amino acids)
Source: RefSeq, a predicted model, not a curated record
AUGAAGUUUACUGCUAUCAUUGCUUCCCUCUGCUUGGCCGCGGCGCCAUUCGUCGCUGCAGAGGAUGAUCUCACUACCUCAACAGCAACCACGACCAUCACCAAGACUCUGGUCCGCGUCAGUUCAGUGACUCCAACUUCGACUUCCGCCGUAUCUAGCAUGACCACCACGACUGCUACUGCUACUGCUACGGCUACUGCUACUGCUACUACCACUACGUCGACUUCUCAGUCCAGCGCAGAUUCCACCACUUCGUCAGCAGCGGCCGUAACCUCAACCGGCGCGGCGGCCAAUAUUGGUGCUGGUAUGCCUAUUGCCUUGGCCGCCGCCGGCUAUCUCGUUGUGAUGAUGGGCCAGGCCCUAUAA